AUGAAUGACCAGCUGCCGAUGACGUGGCAGAGCAUAGUUUACAGUAGGCAGAAGAAGCUGGACAAUCGCUUGGAGUAUCAGAUCGGUUGGGAGCCUUCCUCCGUGCCCAAGAAUAGCAUCAUCGCCAGCAAGUUGGGCUGUGACCCUGUGCCACAAGGACUUUGCAGUUUAGUGCUGGAUGAGGCGUCUCGCACUGUGCGUAUUGCCUCCACCUUGGAACCCUCUGCAUCGGUGAACUUGGAGUAUCUCAUGCUGGCGCUCAAGGUGCGACGUACGGCGUGCCGUGAGCCUUUGUUCUCCUUAGAUCCUGUUGACCCCCAGAACUUGGAAUCGACCCCACAGAUGAAACGCUAUGAGCCAGCUUGGUUGGCUGGUACCAGCGUGGGCGAUAUCAUGUUCCAGGCUGACUACUUUUUGAAAGAGUUGGCACUUGGGGAGUACACCAUGCCC
This is a messenger RNA of Cladocopium goreaui, 450 nucleotides long. The record is from the annotation of a GenBank genome assembly. Lineage: Eukaryota; Dinophyceae; Suessiales; Symbiodiniaceae.